Xyrichtys novacula (pearly razorfish) is the source of this 27131-nucleotide messenger RNA. NCBI's taxonomy places the organism in Eukaryota, Metazoa, Chordata, Actinopteri, Labriformes, Labridae. The record is from the annotation of a GenBank genome assembly.
ACAGAUUGAGAACCACCUCUGUAGACACAUGAGAGGGAGUGGGGAAGGGGGAAGUACGCAGCCACUCAGGGCAGACGGGCACUGUGGAGCUAAAUGUUCAUCCCCACUUAACAUGUCAAUCAGGAUUAAUACCCUUACAAACCGCUUCUUUAGGUUCAUCCUGGUCCUUUCACUGGUUGAAAAACCGGAGCCGGGGCAGAGGCGCUGAUAUAUAAGGCAGACCAGAACGGGACAGCAACACAACAACUCCAAAGCUGAGCGGUUUCAGUAACGCGCACAGCGGAGCGUCGCCUGGACUUGUUUCACGUUUGUGCGACCUGUCAGGCGUAAUGACUGAUCACUCUCACAUUUGAGAGCGUGAUCCAUAUCGACUAACCUGUCAGAGCUUCUUGAACUCACUCAGCUUUUUUUAAACAUUUUUACGCCGAUGGAUUACUUUCUGACGGUGCACGUGAUUUUAUUUUCAUGCAGACUGACUCGCAGGAGCUCAUAAGUCGCUGUUUGGAGGCUUCCAGUAAACUUGCUGCAGCGUAAACAGUACAGUUGUCGUGAACGCGUGAGCACUUCCCGAGAUGGAGUUGAAAAGCGCCUGUCGUAUGUUUCUUUUCCCUGUGCAAAUGCUUUUUUAUAUCGUCAGGGCAAGUUUGUCAUUGCUGUUGCCCGGUAGAAGGAAGGACCUCACCAGGGAGGUGGUGUUGAUCACCGGAGGGGGACGAGGCAUCGGGCGUCACCUGGCCAAAGAGUUCGCCAAGCAGGGGGCCAGAAAGGUAAUUUCAUUCACAGACAACCUGUUGCACACACGUUUCUCCCUCCGAACAAAGAAAUUAGACGGGGUUACGCUAAUGAUUGAUCGGUUACUGAACAGAAAUAAGAUUAUUCGACUAUUUCAAAGGGUCAAUAAAUCAUGUAGCGAUUAUUCGAGUGUUGAUAUCAAACUUUAGAUUGGCGUUUGGACACCUUGCUUUGUUAAUUACCAGCUCAUCCAAAAUGCCGAUUUUUAACACUUUAAACAGCGAAACGGACGAGAGAGACAUAAAUCUGGAUUCCCUGGCAGAGUGUUAAGCUAAUUUUCUAAACUUUUUGAAACUGUAAUUAAAUUGCACUUACAUUUACUGGUAGAAAUAAUGAGCAGGUUGAUCUUAAAUGGAAUAAUGUGUAAGUUAAUUUAGUGUAGACGCUAUUAUUUGGGUUUUAAAAGGGUAUACUGUAGUUGUAGUUGUAGUUCAUGCCUAGCAGUUGAACUAUGAAUAAGCUUCACUCUACCCCCCACCCCCUCCUCCCAGUAGUCUUGUCCACCCUGUCCCAGGUGUAUUGUUGUUCCACUGUUCUGUGAAAGCAGGGAUCAUAACCUCUCACAAGCCUAGUUGGUCCUCUGAGACUGGAGGCACUGCCCUUAAUUUUGGUUCAAGUAUUGCACAACAUCCCUGGGUCAGCAUGAGGGCAGGUCUGCACUGCCUGGACGCCUGAUUGAAGUGAUUAAGAGCUGCAGUGGGCUUACUUUCAUUCUGGUUGGGUCUGCGGUGAUGCUGGCUUGACUGACACGUCCAAACAAUGUGUUAUUGAUCGAACUGCAGAAAAGAUAUGUAAUUCAUUGUUUUACAUUAGUGUAGUUGUAUUUUGAAAAGGUGGGGACAUGUGCUCCUAACCAUUCAAAGCAACCCAUAUAAUCACAGCUCUGCUAUUGCCACAUUAGAAGGUCAGGCUAUUUUGUGACCAGUCUCUGUUCUGCUUUAAAUGUUGCCAAUAUAUCAAAACACAAACAAAGGCUCCUUAAUGCUUUAAUUGAAGCCAGAUUGGGUUUUGUUUUCACAGAAACUAGAGGAUGUGGGAUGCUUCUAUGGCUGCAUGUGCAAAAAUAAAUGAACUACAAACAGAACUUGGAAAGAAUAAAUUGCAUUGCAUUAUCUUGCGUUAGUCUAAUAACUCAAUGAUGGCUCUGAAGAAAACAGUAAAAGGAGAACAGCCUCUAUGAGAGGGUAAGUGUCAGGAAUACAAUGAACAGUCUUGUUUACUAUGAAGUUGAAGUUGUAUUUCAUCAUUUUUCUCCACAUGGGUGUUGAUGUGAACUCUUCAUGCAGUUACUCUGGGUUUUAUUGCUGUCUGGAGCAUAUUCAACUGUGUAACACCCUGUCCUAUAGAUCAUAAAAGUAACUCAACUCAACUGAACUCAACUCAAUUCGUGUUGCAUGAAUCAUACAAAUAUGCAGCCUUGGGAGAAUUUCACAGCAGAAACAGAAUAAAAACAGCAGAAAGUGAAAGUUUGAGGAGGUGUUGACAAAAAGGGAACUAAAUUAUGGAAAACUAGACAACUGCAGUGACAAAAAUACAACAAUAUCAGCAAAUAAAAAUCAGCAAUAUGAGAUAGAAACCUUAUUGUCAAUGCAUGAAAAUACAACAAAACUUGUGUGUAUAGCAAUAAAUCAAUAAGGUACCCCCCCCCCACACACACACACACGCACACACACACAUCAAUUUGUAAGCUUUAUUAUGGCAUCGCCAGAGGCUCAGAUGGAUGUGCAACUAAGUUUUUGAGUGUAAAGUAGCAUUUGUUGGACUGCCAGUUGAGACCAUUGAUGGGGCAAAUGUGUGUUAGUAAAGCAGAGGGAUGGAAGGAGCAUAAGUGUAUUAACCUGGUUAGUUUGAAAAGCAAGUAAUGGCAGACUGGGUAAAAAAAAAAAAAGUAUAACCUGUUUUUCUUCUUUAAUUUCAGAGGGUACAAUGAUUAAGUGAUAAAAGUAAGUUAUAGUUCAGGGAAUAUUUGUGAUAAACUGUUGAAUUCGUGGGGAAUCAUGUUUAAUAAUCAUGAUCUCAAUAUUCGAAAUAUAAUUCAGUUGGGAUUCCUUUCAUAAAAUGAGAAUGAAAUAAUUUUCAUGCAAUAAGAUAUUUGGCAGUGGGCUAUACCUCUGUUCUGAGAGCUUCCUGCCCUUCCAUAUGCAUACGUGGAAUGCUGCGGUCUGUGGCAGGGAUAGCAUCAGAACAUACAUUACAUACAUUACAUCGAAGCGGUGCAAAAAAACAAAUUGUCAAUGUAAAUCAAUCUGCUCACUUGAAAUCGGCCUAAAAGCGACUCAUUCUGUCCUGCCUAUUCCUGAAAAUCCCCCUACCCACCCUUCAAACCAUGCCCCUCCCACCACCGCCACCUCAACCAUCCCUCACCCCCUUAACAAGCCACCGUCACUGGGGUCUGCACUGCUUCAGUUGCUGCACCGACAGUUCCCCCUCGCUGCGGGUCGGCCUCUGUUUCCAUCAUCAUUUCAAGCUACGGUUUGUCUACCAAUGCAGUGGGUGCGCAUUACACAGCUGAGUGCCUGAUGAGCCACCGGCGUCCCUUUUAGCCGUAAUGUGCUAAUGCACAGCAGCUCGAUUUUUGAUCACCUCAGAUGGGACUCAUCAUUACACAUGGAAGAGUAAGGUAGUAAUAUCCCUGCUAGAAAGCUUAGAGCAGCCCAGUUGAAAGCUGUUAUAAUUAUCCCUACAUGUGUGACACGGGCUUCACGUCUGUGAUGCUCUCUAGGCGCAAUUUUAGCAGCUUGAAAACAUUGCUAAAAGCUCAGUGAAACACUAACUGCCCCCCUCUGUCUUUCAAUGUCAUCUCCUUGGGGGAAAGAGCGAGAAGAAACCGGAGGGUUUUAAGAGCUUUACUCUGCAGCUGCACAACAAAGGAUGUCACCAUGCUUUUCAGCACCUCAUUGUUGGGUAUUAUGAAGGUGUGAAGGCUCUGAAAACAACACCUGGGCUAAUGCGUAUGACAAUUACUCCCUGCCUAAAGAGAUGCUAAAAGGAUACAGGGCUGUAAUUAUGAAUGGGAGUAACCUCUACGAACUGGCGCUCACCCCUGUUUGAGCCCCUUUGUGAUUGGCAGCCGGAAUUUCCUUUUCCCCCUGCUCGGGCUUUAGUGUUUUCACGGUGUGAGGAAGGCUAACUACAGCACUGAUGAAAGAAUCCGGCGAGAUUGGAAGCCGGGGACUCAGGAGGGGUGCCAGGUCUUCUUGUGUGCAGUUAGAGGGGGAAGUGUUGCAGAACGAAGCUCAGAAACAAUAAACCAGAGCAAUGUGUUUUCAAAAACAGCAUCCAAGUUCAGAGCCCAGCGAGAGGUCUUUCAGAACAAUCCCAGUAAAUAGCUCACGAGUUAGAGCAGCAUUCUUCUUCAAAGCUCCUUUUAUAGAAUAUCUCAGUGCCAUGGAAACAACUCCAGAAGAAAGUGUUUGCUGAAAACAUUGAUUUUUAUGUGGUUGUUAAGAUUACAUAAGGGGACCACUGCAAGGGAGAUGAAGCAAAGCGGGGAGGCACUGACAACAGGUUUUCUGUGGGUGUGCGUGUUGUGCUGGAGGCGGGAAGCACACCGCUCCCAGCUGGGUAUUGCCCUGCAACUGACCUUGCUGUCUCCGCAGUAAUUAGACAGCGACAGGCGACUGCCUCCUGAACUCCUGCUGCCCCCCCUGUGUGCCGCCUCUCUGCUGGCCCAUACAAUGGGUGUGAAAAGGAGGGUUCAAACCCACCCAUACAUCCAGACCCUGGAGAUGGAGUAUCACAGGAAUUCAGCUGGAGUGCUUAGAGCCUCUUUUACACAUGCACACCUGAAAAUGUCCAGAAAUUUUCAGGUGCUGUCUGUUCAUGUAGGACCGCCACAGUGUAUCAGGGAGAAAGGAGGCUGUGGUAGUCUACCUGCAAUGUUUGCAUGCUUUCUAAGACAGCAGGCGGAGUCUGAUGCUGUGUGGAAAAGCAUAGGAAAGAAUAUCAAUGCCGUGUUCGUCUGUUAGACUUCAAGUUUGCACCAGCUGAGUGAUGAAUGUUCCUGACUUUACCUGCUGUGUUCGCGUUGGCUCCACCACACCUCUACUUCUUGUGGAGAUUUUUUGGGGGGGCUGGCAGGAAAAAGUCUGAGGAAAUCAGCGGUGACAUAAACUAUAGCAUUAUCUCUCUUAAUCUCUCUUGCCUGCUAUGGGGAAAAAAGACACGUGAAGACUACCUACAAAGUUGGUAUUAAUUUGUUAAUUUUGUGUACUUGAAUGUGUUAUUUGCUUUUACACAUGCAGCUCACUAAAGAUAUUUGGGGAAAUUUUCAGGGAUUUAACGCACAUGUAAAACACCCCCUGCCCAAAGGUUCUGUACAUUUUUCUGCAGCAGCCUGUGCACAUAGCCUCGUGGGCACCUGCUCAAAGAUGCAACCCCUCAUUGAAGCAAUACAGACUAUAAGCCCUGUGACUGGUCCACUGGGUGGCAUUAUAUUUCCUCCAUUUACCAUAUCUGGUGCAUUGCCCAUAAAACAGCCUUUAAUGCAAUAUGAUCAGCUGCUGCUCAACAUUUACUGGCUUCAGCUCUAAAAAUAAGCUCUGAGUCACCAUGGUUUCUUGUGCACAAACGAGCAGUGUUACCGGUGAUAUAGGAUGCACAGAGAUCACACCACCAACCAGCUUUUAGGUGUAGUAGCUAUGCAGAGUUGGCGUUAAAAUAUAACCCAGGAUUCCACUUAUGUGCACAAAUGCAAGUUAACCAAAUCCAUUCAUUCCACUGUGAAUGUCUGAUAUCAGAAUGCCUGCAAAACUCUGGGAUUUAUGGAUUUACAACCACUUUGCACAUACACAAGUGGAGAUGAAGCAUUAAUCCUGCCUUCACUUUAAAUCUGACUGAUCUCCUGGAAAAUAAUCAACUUAGAAACUUGCCAAGUUGACAGGCUUGGUCCCAACUUUGUAUUUGCUGUAGUAGUUGUAACCAUCUGGUUAAGUGCAUGAAUCUUUUUAAGAAGUAAAACAGAUUUUAUUUGAGGAUCCUUCUUCCAAAUUCAAAAACACCGGAUGAAGAAGGCGUCCAAGGAAAAACACGACUACAGCAGUUAACCACAGUCAGUAAAUAAACGCCAUCUGCAGCCUCUCUCCUCAGUGUAAGCUUUGCAGUAGUAAAGGAGUGCUUCUACAUGCAGCACAUGCUUCACUGUAAGUCUCAUUUGACAUGCCCGGUUCAAACAAUCGAUGGUUUAUCUCUGAUAGUGAAGGCGGCUUGUGCAGGGCCAAUUAAAAACUGUUUCUUACUGUUUCUUUUUAGAUAGCAAUUUGGCCCAUGCUUGUUUAUUCUGAGGGUCCCGUGUGUUGUAGCGGGUGAUAAACCUAAUGAAUUAAAUAACAUUUAAGCAGGAGAGCAUGGUUAGAGUGCUGACUUUUAAUGAGAGCUGUCAGCUUUGUUUGUAAGGCUCAAAUCCUAUUAAAAGCCUUUGCUUAUUUAUCAAGACCUGUCUGCCUUUACUGAUUACCUAAACGGGCCUGCAAAUGAAGCAAACAGAGAACCCAAUCAAAGGCAACUCAAACAAGGGCGGUUCACAGACUGAGCCAAACCCUUAUUGCUUCAGAACUGAUAAAGAAAUAAAGGACAGAUUCCAGACUGCAAUCAGUGGCGUCCCUGGAGCUUUUAAGUGUCAGUGUUUCCAUGUUUGGUUUGCUUCUGACACCACUACUCUGCAAAGCCACACAGUCAUGUGGGGAUUUUUAAGGGUUGUGACUGUGCAAAUUAACACUCUUGUCAUUGGCAGUUUGCAAUGUUUGGCUCCAGAAAAAGGCUUGGUAAUAUUUUUAAAACACUGGCACUGUUUAAAAGUCCUUCGUUAUGGCACGUAGACGGGUUCAAUCCCAGCAAAAGGACGCCAUGUGAAGCAAUCAAACCCUUGCAAGUGGUUAGAAACACGCUCUCUUUUGCAUGCGUAAGCCUGCACACACUCUGUAUUUCUUCCUCUCACGUACACAAUAUCACUUUCCACAAGACUUUUUGCUCAAAUAUUAACCUUGGUCACGGGCGAGUGGCCAAAUCCCACACUGGCGUCCUCAGCACUUCACACACUCACUGUUUUCAGACUCCCUGACCAGAAAUGACGGGGCUCAUCUGCCCAACAGGCCGUGUAAUCUCUUUGAGAAUUUGUGUCUGAGAGAUGAGGAGGGCUCACCCCCUGAUUUCAUUACCUUUCCUUGACCCCAAAGACUGACAGAUCUAAUUGCCCAAUCACUAGUCCCUCCUCAACCCCAACCCCCUCCACCCGCCUCAAUCCAACCUCAUGUUCCCUGCUCAAAUGACCAGCCUUCAUUUAGUCUCUGGGUGGAUGAAGAGACAGUUCAUUCACACAGCAACCCCCAAGCCUUUAAUCUUGCUGGAGAACUAUUUGUUGAAGUGAAAAUGGCCUCUCUGUUCUCUGAAUGAAAAGAGCGUCACUGCCCAAGACCUCCAGAGUUACACCCGACCUCUUUUCCAGAAAUAUUGCGCUAAACAAACAUGAUGUUUUGUCCAGGAAUGACUGCAAAACAACUCUUAUUUUCUUUUUUUAGACCUCUUGGAACAGUUUUAGCACAGGUUCUUUGUCGAUUUCUUUCUAACCUUUUAAAAACACUCUUAUUUUGAUAGGUAAUCUUGUGUGGAAGGACAGAGAAAUGCCUGAAGGAAACAGCUGAGGAGAUCUCUCUCUCAGGAACAGAGUGUCAUUACUUCCUCUGUGAUGUGGCCAAUCGGGAGGAGGUUUACAAGCAGGCCAAGGUUGUUAGAGAAAAGGUAAACAAGCACUUUAUUUCUUCUCAUUUGCAGAGAGUGGAACAUUGCACAACAUAUUUCUAAGAUGCCUUUGUAUAGUACAUUGGCUCUAAGCAGCUCUGCCUCCCAUCUGGUGUAUAGUUUACGCUCCAUCUGAAACAACAGCAGAGAGUAUAGCUGUGUCAGACUAGAUCUCUCCUUUUUCAUUCCAGGUUGGAGAUGUUACGAUAUUAGUGAACAAUGCCGCUGUGGUCCACGGCAAAAGUUUGAUGGACAGCGACGAUGAUGCCCUCCUGAAAUCCCAGCACAUCAACACGAUGGGACAGUUUUGGGUAAGACUCGAAGAAACUGAAGCAGGGGCAGUUUUCAGGCAAGAGGAGGGGAAUUCCUUUGAGCAGAUUACCCUUAUCAUUUUCCUCCCCUGAUUAUGGAACGGCAGCGUUUACUGCAGGCAGAUGCAGGCUUGUCAAUCACAGUCGCUAUUACGGCAGGUUAAGUGGGGUAUUUCCACAUCUUCCCUCAGCUCCUGAAACAUCAUAGGGGGCUUUGAAACUUGGGGCAUUUUUAUUUUGAAUAGAGAUGAAAAGACGGUGCUGUAUGCAGACAGAAAUGCAAUUAUCAACUAAAUGGAAAUGGAAAUUUAAUCUGUGGUUACACUACGGGCCUGUUCCUCUUUUCUGUUCUCCUUUUUACUCUGCUGAAUAUAACUCACCUUCUAUUACCACCUUGUCUUUAUUCUCCUAUUUUGUCUCGUCUCCAUCCCAGACUACAAAAGCCUUCCUUCCUCGGAUGCUGGAGCUUCAACAUGGCCAUGUGGUUUGCAUAAACUCCAUCCUGUCCCAGUCCCCCAUCCCUGGAGCCAUAGACUACUGCACCUCCAAGGCCUCCUCACUGGCCUUCAUGGAGAGUUUGACGCUUGGCCUGCUGGACUGUCCCGGUGUCAGCUGCACCACUGUGCUGCCUUUCCACACCAAUACAGAGAUGUUCCAGGGCAUGAGAGUCAGGUAUGUAAGGAUGCUUGACCUCAUAUGUUUUUACUCUGGAGCAUGCUAGCAAAAAAUGGAAGACUUUGAAGUAUCUCACUGAAAAUAAGUUGCAUGAGUAUGAUCUGCAUACAAGUCGACUUUGACGCUCUGGGGCUUUCUUUAAGUGCUUAAACCUGCAGGGUUGUUUGAAUUCAUAGCAGAUAAUGUUCUUGUGAAGGUAUCCCAGUAGACUGAGUCUUUUAUCUCAUGCCAAAGCUUAAACUGCCCGUUUGGAUAAAAAGUGUUGCUAUGCUGCCAAAAGAAGCAUUUCCAGCCAGGUAAAGUUGGCUCUACUCUCUUACACAUUCACUCAUGGAAUUUUCUUGGACUUUCCAAGCACCCUGCUCCCAAAGUUUUCCAAAGCUGCUUGUUUUUACACGUCCUGCACAGAGUGGAGUCUGUUGGAUGGAAAACAGUCAAUUUACCUGUUAUCCAAAUAUCGAGUUUUUGCAGCUGGAAUUGGACUUGUUGGGUAAAAAUAUAGGCUCUCUGCGUUUAUGCUGAAAUUUUAGGGAGCUUUUUCUGCGCAUGUGUGAAUACAACCAGAUUUUGCUUUUAAAACUCUCAUACUAAUGCACUUUGAGGAUGCAUUUUAUCAUUCAUCUCAAAAGUACUCUUUUCUUUCUCAGGUUCCCGCAGCUCUUCCCUCCUCUCAAACCCGAGGUGGUUGCCCAGAGGACCGUUGAUGCUGUCCGAGCCAACAAAGCUUUCCUCUACCUGCCCUGGACCAUGCAUGCUCUUGUCAUCCUAAAAAGGUAAAACAAAAUCAUGUGUCUGGCUUUUGGUUUUCAUCAGCAGAACUGCUCUAUGCUGAUCUUUCCUUCUGUGGUCUUUUUGUACUUUUCAGUUUCAUGCCACAAGUUGCACUUGAAGAAAUCCACAAGUUUUCUGGGAGUUAUACCUGCAUGAACACGUUCAAAGGGAGGACAUGAACCUGGACUCAGCAUGUAAUGUGAGCGACCUGAGCAACUCUUGGGUGAAAUGAAGGGAAUAUGGACCUUAAGACUCGUGGAGGUGGAGGAGGCCCCAUGCCACUGUGAGGACAAACACUUAGAGGGACUUGCAGGGUGGUUCCUCCUGCAGAUAGAGUUAAUGGAUAAACUGCAGGACACACUUUGGUCCCUUUUGUAUGCAUGUGUGCAGGCGUAUGUGUAUAGUAUGAAGGACUGAAUGCCAUUCUCACUCUGAACUGAAGCCAUGAAUAGAUCUGAACCUGUAGUUAUUCUAGGACUUUUAUGUGACACUUGUUUUAGUCAGUUUUUACACUUAUUUUUUUAUUCUCCUUUUAACUUGUUUUUGAAUCCAAACCAGAUAAUAAAUGGAGUUUUAGAGACACGCCGUGUGUCUUUGUGCAUGAUGAAUCAGAAAAAGUGAACACUUGGGAGGCAGACAUUGUUUGGUGUCUGGGUUUUGACUCCCACGGCGGUGUGAAACACCUUUGAUUUUCUCGGAGCAUGAGAUCAGUGGCUGUGACAGACGAUGUUGUCAAAACAUAAAACACACGCUCGGGGUGGGGGGGGCAUAAUUGUGUUAUUGUUUGUUCUCUGCUGUCACAAAAUGGUACAGGGGGGGAUGGUGUAAUCCUCCAAAACCAAAUGAACUCAUCAGCAGGAAUGUGCUUCUAAUGGAUUUAUCCGGAUAUUUUGAGGAACAGCCGACCAACAAUUUCACACAACAACUAUCAUGCUAUAAAAUAUCACAAUUAAGAUAUUAUUAUGAUUAUUCAAAGAAGACUUGAAACUAUAACAACACUGUCGAAUUCAGGAAAAGCAAGAACUGGAUUACUCUAUAAACACUACUAAUAAAUUCUAUUAACAUAUCAUCAUCCAUGUCUAAUGAUAAUUUAUCCAAAUCAGCAGCCCUGUAACUAAAACGUCUCAUUAUAAGCUUUUAUUUUGACAUCUUUUAUUUUACAUGGUAAUAUCAUGUUUUUAUUUUGAAGUCUAGGUUUCUAAUAGAUCUUAAGUCUAAAAGGAAAUAGUUAGAACAACAGUUUGACAGUAUUUAUUAUUGAUUUAUUUGUGUCUCAGAAAAAGCACAAGCCUUUAAGUUGUUUUUCGAAUCGUAAUAAAUGUUAGGGGUUGUUUAUUUAGAUGCCCCUGAUCAUCUGUUAGAAAGCUAACAACCGCUGAAGCUUCUUCUUUCUCCAGUUUUCUGGUGGCAAACAGCAAAAAGGAUCACUUUUAUAAACUCACAGUGUUUCUAACUCAGAAGAUAAAUCUGCAUCCAGAAAAUCAGUACUAAUUAAAUUUGUGUGUGACCGUGAGCCUGAAUCGGGCGUGAGAGGGUGGUGUCACCUAGGCAACCAAAUAGACAGCCCCUGUUUUUACAAUUUCAACGUAAAAUCUUCACAACAACUGAGACAUUGGGCUGGAAAGGUCAAUAAGAUGCUACUUAAGUCAGUCAAGAACAUAAACUAGCAAAGGGAGCGUCACAUCUGGUGCAAAGUACAAGUUCUUCACAAGACCUUUAAGAUUCACGCACCCUCUUCUCCUGCAGAUUGUAAGUAUUUUGCAGUAAUUUGUGUUACUUGUGUAGGUGCACACCAACUUCAGUUGAUGCAAACCCAGUAUUGGUCCUUUGCUGUUGUGCAGUGCUAGCAUGAUGUGUUUCAGCUUAUUCAUUAGGAGCAUCUGAGCUCCUAAAGAACACCAAAGUAUUAUUUUCACAUCCAACUCCCAGUUACACAACCAGGUCGAUUAUUCAUUAAGCAGCUGAGAGACCAGAGUGUGCACCAGCUCUCCUGUUCUCUCUGCUUACCUGAUAAAAACAUAUCAGUGAAAUGGUGUCCUUGCUGCAGAGACCCACCAAAAGAGGACCAGUCUUAGAGCCAUGUAUGGAAUAAAAAAUGAAAGUUCAGGUUGUAUCGCUCCACAAAGACGCAAAGCUGCGAGGGAUCGUGAGCUCCAAUAUAAUAACUAAUGAGGUUAAGGAGGGGUUGUGGCCUCUUUUAUAUCACAGAUGGUGCAGCGAGAAUCAUAACUUGUAAAUGUUUGAUAAGGGAAGGUUAAAUAUCUGACCACAAUGAGGUUUAUUAAAAUGAAACACAGGGCUGUGGUUAGAAAAAGGAAAAUGCCACACUCAGCUGCACUGUUUAACUUUAAUUUUAGCCUGUUUUUACACUGAACCUCCUUUGUGUUUGGAUAUACAGUACAGGCUGGUUUUAUUAAAGGGAAAUCUGCAUUAAAAAAAAACAGUUUAAUCAGUUGAAUUAAAAACAAUUUAAGGGAGAAAAAUGAAGCAUCAAAUAGCCUAACAUUCCAGCUGUGUAUAAUGUUGCAUUCAGCAAGAAGAUCAUCUGUCUAACAGAUCUCUUUUACACCACAUUAAAUAGCUGUUGGUUAUCUGACCCUCUAAAACAGUGUUUGCUUUCACACAUUAAAAAGACACUUUGAUUAAUGCGCUGAACUGUCAUCUUUCUCUGCAGACCUGAAACAGGAGCUCAUGUUCUCACCUCCCGUUUGCUCACCGUGAUGCUCUGAUUGCUCCUCUUAAGACUGUAAUGAGUACAUUUAGAUCAGAGCAACCAGCAAUAUUCAGCGAAAACACAACGGAGAACAAAUUUGUGUUUCUCUGCAGGACAUGCUGUUUCCAUCCAUGCUGAGAGGGUUAAUCAUGAAGCAGAGACUCUUAAUUUAAAAGAUAAUAUGUGCAGCAACCUGUCUUGAUAUUAAGUAUUAGCGUCCAGCAAACACUGAAAAGGACAUCAGUAAAAUGGGACAACUUGAACAGAAGCAAAUCUUUGUAAUCUCUGGGUCCUGCAAAACAAACACAUGGAGUUUGACCAGGCAGUCCUGAGAGCAACACCUCAACCUGAAAUGAAAAACAGAAUAUUUUGCAGGAUUUCACUCAUAAUACUUGAGAAAUUAAACUAACGAAGAAACCUUCCUCCUGUUUUGUGUUUUUAAUAAACAACUUUAGGCCUGUUAAAGAAAGGAAGCAGUGGUGCAUUGAGUCACAGUGAAUGACGCUGGUUCACCAUGACUCUUGAUCUGCCUGUUCAAGGGAAGGUUUUUAAUCAAAACUCUCUGUAAAGCAUCCUACUAUAACUUUUAUUUUAUACUUGGCACAAUGCUUAUGAAAUAUUGAUUUAUUUAAUUAUUUAAAGGAAAAGUGUAACAAUCCAUGAGGUUUUCCUGAGACUGAAAUUCUUAAAGAGUUUGGGUCUCAGAUGUGAUCCAGGAAUUUAGUUUGCCAUUAGUUUUGUCAUUUCUCUUGUACUAAGUGUUUGACUCAAAGACCCUGGAGGGAAUAAAUGGUUUGCAGGAACUUGAGCACCCCCUGUGGACAAAGCAGUAUCAGCUGAUUUCAUUCUUUAUACAGUGCAUCCGGAAAGUAUUCAUACCACUUCACUUUUUCCACAUUUUAUGUUACAGCCUUAUUCCAAAAUGGAUUAAAUUCCCUUUUUCCCUCAAAAAUUCUACACAAAAUACUCCAUAAUGACAAAGCGGAGAACUUUUUUUUAGAACAUUUUGCAAAUUUAUUAAAAAUAAGACACUCAAAUGUUGCAUAUACAUAAGUAUUCACACCCUUUACUCAAUACUUGGUCGAAGCACCUUUGGCAGCGAUUACAGACUCCAGUCUUGCACACCCUCCAGUGUGUAUGAUGCAACAAGCUUGGCACACCUGGAUCUGAGGAGUUUUUCCCAUUCUUCCUUGCACAUCCUCUCAAGCUCAGUGAGGUUGGAUGGGCAGCGUCGGUGCACAGCUACUUUCGGGUCUUUCCAAAGAUGUUCAAUCGGGUUCAAGUCUGGGCUCUGGCUGGGCCACUCAAGGACAUUCAGAGACUUGUCCUUUGUCUUCUUGGCCGUGUGCUUAGGGUCAUUGUCAUCAUGCUGGAAGAUGAAGCGUCGCCCCAGUCGAAGGUCUCGAGUGUUCUGGAGCAGGUUUUUAUCAAGGAUUUCGAUGUACUUAGCUGCAUUCAUUUUUCCCUCGAUCCUGACAAGUCUCCCAGUUCCUGCCACUGAAAAACAUCCCCACAGCAUGAUGCUGCCACCACCAUGCUUCACUGUAGGGAUGGUAUUGGCGAGGUGGUGAGCGGUUCCUGGUUUCCUCCAGACAUGACGCUUGGCAUUCAGGCCAAAGAGUUCGAUCUUCAUUUCAUCAGACCAGAGAAUUUUGUUUCUCCUGGUCUGUGAGUCCUUCAGGUGCCUUCUAGCAAAGUCCAAGCGGUCCUUGACAAAACAUAAAAUUCUUUGACAUAUUAAAUGUUGAAACUGAAAAACUUUACUGUUUCAUGAUUUACUAUUAAAAAUGUAAUGCCAGUAUCAUGUUUGAAUAUUGUUGGUAAUGGGAAAACAAACCAUGAUAUAAGCUCUGUAACAUUAAUUUGGUUGAUUUCUGACAGAAUAGAAACAGGACUUUUUCAAGGUAGAAGGCAUUCAAGAAAGGCUGAGUCUCCCAGAAGCAAGACUGGACUUGUGAGUGACUGUGUGAGCAAACAGUUUGAUAAUUUUGGAAUAAUGAAUUUGAGCUUUGAAUUUGAGGUUUCAUCGUCUUUAGUAGAAAAAACUGUCAAAAGAUCUCUGUACAAAAAGGAGGCAGCCAGGAAAUCAGUGUUGGCAUUAAAAAUAGACAUGGCUCUGUAGUGGAGGUCACUGCAUGGGCUUAGAAUUACAUCUACAAUCCAUUAUUUGUGAACACAGCCUGUUGCUGGUUCAAAAUUGUACAUGCACAAACCAAAACUUUGCAAAAACCUGAGUCUGGAAACCCCCAACAACUUUAAGUGUUAAUGUUUUAAAAAUUGAUGGUUAAAAUGAGAGUCAACUAGUUAAUGAUUCGAUCCCUGUUAUUGGUUGAUACAUUUUUAAGAGCAGUUGUUGCAUGUCUUUUUUUUUUUUUUUUAAAGUUAUCUUGCAAUCUGAGUAGCCCUCCUUUGUGUUAAACCCCCACCUGGACUCUAGUCUCAUCUUACACUUUCACAUGAAGUCUUUACAUGAUAGCAAGGUAUUUCAUGUUCAGAAGUUAUGCAUGACCUCCAUACAUGAAGGUGUUUUUAUGUUUUUUAUCACACAUUGUCAGUUUUGUGAUAUCUCGUCCAGCAGUUUGAAGUAAGCAGCUGUUAUUUACUGGUCUAGGCUUCACUCUCAGGUAGCUUUACUGUGGAUCAUGCAGUAUGGAGUAAUUGGAGAGCUAAGUUGCUUUACUAAUAGGGGUGAUAAAGAUGUGGAGGGAUAUAGAGGAUGACAUAUCCAGACACAUAAAGAGACGGCCCACAUCUGAGUGAGCACAAGUCAAAGCAAGCAAACAACUGGAGGCAAACCCAGGAGAGUGGCUGUAAAAUCUGGGAUGGUGCCUGCCCUUUGGCUGCUAGACAAGGCCCAUAAAGAUUCAUUUGAAUCCCAGUGAACCAUAAAUGCCCUCCUGUGUACUGCACGAUAGGGCCGCACAUUGUGAUCAGUAGGUGACCCACACAGAGCGGGGAGGGCUCCACAGGCUCAGCAGAGAAAGGGUGAACCCGAGCCUCCUUCAAGGGCCUGUUUCUCAUUCUCUCAGUGAGCUGUUGUGAAAGCAGAGGGAGAUGCAGCAGCAUGUUGGGAUGGAAGUAGGUCGGGGAGGCAUGUAGUUCACGUAUGCUGGAAGAGGAGGGCUAAACUGGUUGGGAAUCUCAUGGGGCAGGUUCAGAGCAAGGUUAGCCAAAUACUGAAUAAAUCAAAGGAGGCUUGGAAAGCUUUUUCUCCGCUGAAGGCGCAUAGCUCCACAGUGACUGACCAGGCGCAGGUGGAAAAAGAGAACCUAAUGUUUGGUCACAUGGGGAGGAAUCUGAGAGUGUAGCUGUCCCAGCUGUGACCACAUUCCCUGGGGCCCAUUUCACGAAGCCAGACUUAAAUCUGGUUAACAGUUACACUUCAAAAAGAUGUCUCUGGUUGUUAUUGGCAAUGAAUCUGUAAGGGGUCCAGACUUCUUUCACACUAAAAAUGUGAAUGAUCAUGCAUCCAAGUGUUUGGCUCUGUUUCCCCCUGCAGAAAUUAUUGCUUUUUUUGGAGACAUUUGAGGGUUACAAAAAUAAUGAUGACAAUUUGGGAGGAAAAAAGUGACAUUUGGGAAAUAAUGUCAAUCAAAAAAACUGCAAGGCUCGCACAAGAGAUAUCGUUUUCCUGCACAUGCUCCCUUGUUGUAUUGAUUGAACUUUAGGUUUUUAUUGUUUUAUCAUUGAUUAAAUAGGUAAGCAUAGCUGGCACCAAGGUACAUCAAUUUUUAGAAAGCAGCACAAGGGUAAAAACAAACAAACAAACAAACAAACAAAAAAAACCCUGAAGAAACAAGUGCAAAAACCUGCAGUUCUUCCAGUGUCCACUUGGGGGUAGCUCCGAAAGCCAAGAGAUCCCCAUCAGGUCCCAUGUUAAAAUGCUCAUGUUUGCAUUAAAAACUAAACAUGUUUACAGUCUGGUUAAAAAUGGUUUGAGGGAUUUUGUCCAUUUAUUUAUCCGUACCCACCGUAUGGGGGGGCGAAUUUUUUCAAAAUGUAUCUGGCAUACUGAUAAAUUGAUAUCAAGGUCAUAGGUUGCAAAAAUAGGACACAGCUGAUUUGACUGACAGGUAGGUGGGUUGUAGGGAGUCCAGAGGCUUGCCUCGACUCCACCUCUUUUCCUUACUCAGGACUCUGAUAUGAAGCUAAGCUGAGUCAGCAUUUCAAAUCAGGACACACCUUCAUUGGGCUGAAACCAAUGGAUAAUGUCACCGAGAAAACAUCCAGGAUACCUACAGCUGUUGAGUUCAGGACAUGACUUCCUUAGUGCUGACUAACGAUGACCCUCAUGCUCCCAAAUAACACCUGGACAACAGCAUUAAAACAAAAACAUCAUAAACUAACUCCUGAUCUCUGAAUCUGACUCCUUCUGCUGAGCCUUUUCAUAACUUUUUAUCAGCCACCAUUACCUGUUAAUGCACCUUUGUUUUUGAAGGCCCCAGAACUUCCUGCUUCUUUCCUUUAAAACAGCAAAAAGCCAGUUUUCUUUUUCCAGUGUGCCAUCCAAGCAUUUGCAACCACGACACAGGGGCUCGGAAAGUCGGCCUCCAAUGAUCCAUUAGAUAUAUUAUAGGCGUCUGGAGUCCAUUUGGCUUGUUGUGCAGUGAUGCUGAACGCAUGUAAAACCUCAGUCGGUGCAGGAUUUUGUCGUUAUUCACAUCACAUCCGCUCGUGGAUUCUGUGACUCCCAGUUUCCUGGCAGAUGCUUUAGCAUGACUUCGAAGCAGAAAACUGCUCUUCUGAGGAUAAAUGAGUUUCUGCAACACUUUAUACCCACCACUGCUUCACAGACACUUGAAACCUGUAAAAUAAAUAGGAUUGUUUAUUGCCAAUACUUCCUGACACAUUAUAAUGCCAGAUUUAAAACAUUCACACAAAGUCUCCAAACAGAAACACCAUGGUUGUGUUCAGUUUUAUUUUGUUACACUGACAGUGGGUUGUUGUCCGAAACUGAACUGAUUCAUCCAUGUUUUCAGAUGGGGUGACUGUAAUUAGCCCUUAGCUUCUGUUAGAUAAAAGCUAGUAGUAGCAGUCAGCUUAUUUCUGGUGAACAUAACUAAAUUGUGUCACAUGUUUGACAGAAACUGCACAAUCAUUUUAAUUGUCUAUAAUCAAACUCUUCAUGCAACUCUUGCCAAACUAAGGUGUUACUUAAUUAGUGUAAAUAGGCUACACCAGACUUCAGCCUGAUGUUAGCAAGCUGUUGUUUAUGGUAGCUAGCAGGUUGUCGUAUAGUAUACUGCAUAAAUAAUGGAUGGAGAUUAUGUUAAUUCAUACAAAAUGUUCUUGACUUCAACAGUUUGGUUGUUGCUCAGUUGUGUUUUGGAGCCCAAAGCUUCAAUGCUAUCUGUAGAGGAAGAAAAGCAUUGGUUAACUCCAAGUUAUUAAUACUCGACAUUUAAUUUUUCCAAUAUUUGCAAUAACUAGUUUCCCUAAAGGAACCAAAAACAAAGAGUCUGAAAAUGAAGGUUGAACUGAUUUAAUUAAAUUGACACCCUGCUAGCAGCAUAAGCUUGUCACAUACAACAGCCAUUAGCUUAACUAGCAUUUUUCUGCCUCCCUCUAUGUGAGCAUUAGUAUUAGUGUUUUAGUUUUCACAGUUGCUGCUAUCACCUGCUUUUUUCCAACUUCAUAAAGUUUUCAGGUUUGAGUUGGCCAUUUUGAUUGGUGUCACUCAAAUAGAAAGAAGCAUUGAAUAAUCUCCAUCCGCUUUGUUUGCUCUUGAAGAAGCAUGAUCUGUGAGUCAUAUUGCUCAUGGGGCGGCAGUAGCUCAGGAGGUAGAGAGGUCAGCCAAUAACUGGAAGGUUGGCAGUUCGAACCUCGAGUCUGUUUGUUGUGUCCUUGGGCAAGACACUUAACCCACCUUGCUUCCACCUUGUGUGGUGGUGGUUGGAGAGGCUGUAGGCACAAACUGGAAGCCACGUUUCCAUCAGUCUGCCCCAGGGCAGCUGUGACUACCAAGGUAGUUUACCACCACCAGGGUGUGACUGUGUGAAUGAAUGAAUUAUGUAGCCAAUGAAAAGCGCUUUGAGGUCACUGACAAAAAGCACUAUUAAAUCUGAUGUAUUAUUAUCAUUAUUAUUAUUAUUAUGUUUAAGUGUAAAACAUCAGGGUUAUUACAGAAAAAUGUGGGACCUUUGUGAGGAAAUGUUUGAUUGCUUUGGUUGGUGGAAAUGUUGUUGAUGACAGACCGGCCGUGUGGUGCUUAUGUUUUGUGUGGAGAAUGGAGUUGUGUUUUUUUGUCUUUUGUACUGUUUUCGUCAAUGAAAACACCCUUUGUCAUGAUCUGUUUUAGGUCCUUCAUCGAGAAGUGUUUACCUUGAUGCAUAGCUAUGUACAAAAUGUUUCAAAGCUUUGAUUCCCGGAUGUCUAAUGGUUAGAGAUUCACUUAAGCACCAAAUUUCAUUAACUAUUUUGGCUUUGUUUCCUCGGCCAGAUGUAUUUAUAACUAGCAUAGUUAAAGAAAGUUUGGCUGUUUUUGACUAAUGUCUGCAGCUUGGUGGCAUGGCUGUAUUUUGAAGACUUUUUUUUUUUGCACUCUGGGAGCUUCAAAGUCAGUAGCAUAAAGAGUUAUAUUCAGGGUUUGCUUCCAAAAGGAGCUUUAGUUCUGUGUGGACAUGUUAAUGGUGCCGGUUUCUGCAUGUAAAUGAGAUAGUAAAGCUUGGCCAGGCUGGAGUAUAUAGGGCUGAGGAUAUGAGUAGAUAAUAUUGAUUUUGUCUUGGUCUUCAGCCCUUUUAGAGGACUGUAUCACAAUGUACAGAGGGACAAUGGAAAAAACUUGAGUCCCUCUGUCCCAAUAAAAAACUCAAUUUCACUGUAUCAGCAGAGCCACUGUUUUAUUAUGAUUGAGAACAUAACUGUGAGUCUCUGUUUGCGCAUAAAGACAAAGGAAGGCCUUGUGCCCUUCGUGUGGUCCAGCUAAUGUGCUCUCUUAACCGUGGUGUACUCAGGGGGGCUCCCAUGUCAGGAAAAACGCUGCUGAACUAUCCCUCUUGGAUGCUCUGAAACAUUAAAAAUGCCCUCUUGGGUGCCCUUUUCAGAAAAAUGUAUAAAAAUGGCUUUACUGGCUUCUCUUCUUCAGUAUGAAACACAGCACAGUGCCCUCUGAAUGCCCUUCCAAUAGAGUUAAUGUGAAAAGUGCUCUUUUUUAGCUUUGUAGAACAGUACUGCUUUAGUUGGCAUGUAAGGUUUGAGGGCCAAGUUUGAGGCUCAGAAAGUCUCAAAAUGUUUUAUUGGUUUCUCCCAACAUUUGAUUUUCACCAAAUUACAAUGACCAUGCAUGAAUAACAGAUCAAAUCUAACAAGACAGUGAGCUUCAUGCAGGAAGUAGCAUUCACUUUUUGAUAGUUGUGUGAGUAAUUACGUGUAUCUCAAUUUCUAGUGUUACAUGUUGCAUAAAUAUUAACCAGAAAACAGGAAAUGAAGUGUUUCAUGCUCAAAAUCUCCUGGGGGAGGGACUCCAGACUAGUGUAGAUUUUUAUGAAUCACAACUUUUUGGGUACUUUUUAUUUCCCCUUGAAUAGUCUGAAUACACCACUGCCUCUAAAAAUAAAGAGAGCACUGCAACACCUAUCAUGACUUAAUGUUUUUGUUACGCUCAAUUUUGCGCAUGUGCAUUACACUUGCAACGAUCGCGCAUGGCAGUUACAUGUUCCCAUGUUGAAGUGUAAUGCGCAUAAUGAAGUGUGCCGUCAGCGUUUUCAUUGAAACCCCGACUUGCUGUUGACAAUGGUGGCUGGGGCAUUUUAGAAAUAUGCUAAUCUGGAGGGUGUUUUUAAAAGUUACCGUUGAGGUCAGCUUAAACCCCAUUUCCGUUCUCAGGAGAAAACGAUCUUUAUGUCAAGACAAUGAAAAAAAAAUCGAGAAAACUAACUUUGUUAUAUCGAGAUAAAGAAAUACCAGUGCAUAAAAAAAGAAGAAGAGCCAUGGCCGUUCUCGGCUUCUGCUCAGAACAGCCGGCACAACAUACAACAAGCAAACACCAGAAGAUCCCCCACUGACAUUAAGGUCUCCUGAGUGGUAAUGCUACGGUUUUCCUGUGAAAUAAAACAGAAGACAAAGGCGAGAGAGUAAGACCAGGGGGGUUUUUCACGAAGCUGGCUUAGCUCAAAGCCUGGCUUAUUUCGGUUAGCUUGGCUAAUUUUAGUGAGAGUUCGGUUCCACAAACAAGGCUUCGGGCUAGCGUGGCUGGCCCGAAGGGCAUGCUCUUGUUCGGAAAAAUAAAUUGAGAGCUUUUUAAAACAACUUAGGAAUACGUGAAUCCGGACAUGCCCAAUAAUACGCCAACCUCAAAGAGAAAGAGAAAUUCAGUAGCUGAGUGGGUAAAGAGAAAUGCCAGUAAAAUGUGUUUUUCACUGCUCUGUGGGUUCGAUCCCAUCGGCGGUAAUUAUUUGGAAAUAUCUGGUUUUCUUUCUUUUAUUCUGUGACUCUCAAUGUACUGUCAACACAUAACAGAAUAAAGGCACAAACGAUCUCAUUCAAAACACUGAAGGUGACAACAGCAACAAUUUCCCAUUAAAAAAACCUUCCUUUCACCAGUGGUCCAUUCUGAUUAUGAUGAUGAUAAUGUAAAGGUGAUGGCAAAUGACGACAUGACUACUCUUUGUACAAGCUCAAUUGUGUCUUCUCCCUUAUUUAAAUGAAGGGCGCUGUGCCACCAUCAUCCCUAAUAAAAAAAAAAAAAAAAGACAUCUCCAGGUGCAUGUUUUUCUUCACUUUUUGUCCAAGUUUGUCUACUUUGGUUUCAGGUCUUACCUGGAGCUGCUAUACUAAUCCAUUAUGGAUAUCUAUUUGUCAAAUCAAGAACAUGAAUUAUGCCUACAGUACAGUAGCGGUUCUUGGCACGGGCGAACCUGGCAGCCACCCGGGGUGGCAUUUGUGUCAUGACUCAUGGGGGGCGGCAUGAGCACUUCCAAAAAAGAAAGAAAAAAGAUAAUAACAAAAAAUCUGCACCGCAAAGCGGUUUUGUAUUAACUCUUGUCAAAUUGGCGCCCCCUGCUGCUGUAGGUGCCCCUGCUUGCUGCGAAGGUGAGGCACAGAGGCUGACAGAAUGUAUGAGUGAGCUGCACAAACACGAGAUGAAAAGUUGAAAAAAAAUGUUUACAGUACAUAAGCAGAAGUGAAUAAAAUUACACAGCCAAGCAGGCUGACUGCAUCAAGACAUGCGUUUCAGCAGUUAAGUCAUACCUGGAAACAAAAGCUGCUGUUGUGCACAAUUUGUCUGAAACAUUGUCUGUAGCUCUGACGAUGAACAGACAUCUCUAUUUUUGUGCCUCGCCAGAGACGUGCCACAGGCGCGGUGUAAGUCAAGUCCGCCGCUCCAACAAGGCGUUCCCAAGCACAAUUUGGUAUUUUGGUGAGCUGCACAGCCCGGCGUAAGUAUUCCCCCUCCCUCACUCAGCUCCUCCCAGCAGCGUAAGUCAUAGCAAGGGAGGAGAGAGGGCGAGGAGUGGGUUUAUCACAGCCGAGACCUGUAUUGACCAAUAACAUAAGCUCCUCUCAUCGCCUUUAAAUCCGCUACCGGCGAGGCAUAUUACUAUUUUCGUGAAGUGGUCAAAGAGAUCAAGAGAUGUCUGAAGACAGCAAUGCCACACGAUGGCGACAGAAGGCAGCUCCUCAACUAGUGUCACUGUACGAGGACGUCCUUCACACUCUCUCAUAUGAGCACAGAUGGAUUUGGUGUGUGUAAGUUUGGACCCACUGGUAAGACAAACACCCUUUUCCACAAAUAAGGACACUCUCAUAAAGUUGCACAUAUUUAAACCUCACGUGACAAAGGUGGGUUGUGCGCAGAGAUCACAACAUAAACUCCAAUAAUGGCAUUAAAACCUGAACUAUCUGUGCGUAAAUGACGCAUCGCGCUCCGUGGCCUGGCUCUUUCUUUCAUAGAUGUUGGCAUAUAAAAUAAAUUUGGCUCACAAAACUGAAUAUUAUAAAAAUCAUAUGUAGGCUUAAAGUAAAUAACUCAUCUGGGGCCUCAUGUAUCAACACUUGUGUGGGACUCAUACCAGAAACGAGCGCACGCAAGGUCCGUCACGCUGAAAAAAAUCUGUAUGUAUCAAGGUGUGCGGGCGCCGAAAGCCACGUGUGUUUCCUUGAUAAAUCCCAAACAGCUUGGAAUUGAGUGCAGAUGUCGGAGUGAGCGGGCCAGCCCCCGUUACGCCCUCCUAUAAAUAUGCAGAUUUAUUUAAAUAGGGUCUCCCUGUCCUCGCACGCAGACAAAAUGAAAAGAAAAACUAAAUUUACGGCGUGCGAGGUGGAGGUGCUGGUGGCGGAGGUGGAGGAGCGACAGCGUGUUUUGUUUGGCAGCCUGUCCAGUGGCGUCAGUGCAAAACGAAAACUUUUGGAGUGGGAGAAAGUUUGCGAGAGGGUGAACGAGGUGGGUUCCGAGACACGCACCCCCGCGGAGAUUUUUAAAAAAGUGGUCGAACCUCAAGGUGGAGGUCAAGCGGCGUACAGCUGCCCUCCGGAAGAGUACCGGCCAGACAGGUGGGGCUCCGGGGGAGGAGACCCUCACGCCGUUUGAGCAGCGGGUGGUGGCGAUUAUUAUUAUAGGGUAAGUGGCGUGUCACACAAAUGUCCACAUGCUUUGCCAUCCCACUGAGCAAAAGAUGUAUAUUAGACGUCUAGUCUAAGUUUAUACUUCAUUUCAACGUCGAGAUUCAGUCUAUUUUUAGACGUGAUUUAUACUUCGCCCUUAACUUCAUUUUUCGAUAACUUUUUAUGCAAUAAACAACUGUAAUGUGCAUAACUGACCUCUAAAUACUGGAUUACAAUACCUAUGAUACCGUGGAGAGAGAUGUAAAUGCAACAGAUACACAGAAGCAGGAAUUGAAAUGAACAAAUAUUUUUAUUGUGUCACAGAAAUCAAUGUGUCGGCCGUGUCGCCGGCUUGCGGAACCCCGGCCCGCGGCAGCCCAUCCGCCGGCUCGGAGUCGUCGGCCAGGACCAGCGGCAUUCGGGCCACCCCGGCCCCCGGCCCCAGCACCAGCAUCAGCACCAGCAGGCCGACAAGCGGUGGAGCGUCCACCAGCCGCGGUGCUUCCACUGGACCACCCGGACGCAGUGGAAGGGUCCUCACGGAGGCGGUCCUGCAAUCGCAGGAAGAAAUCAUCAGGGGGAUCGCGGGGAUCAACGAGCGGCUGGACCGGCUCGUAAAUGUCCUCAAGCGUCUGGUGGCGAAAAUAAAUGAAUUUGGCUCAUUGAACUGUGUAUUCACUUCUUACCCAUUCACAUUGUGGCGAUGAGAUUCUCCCGCGCGAGGACGGCGGCCCGGCAGGGAUCAGCUCGCAUCCCUCCGUCUGCUGCUGGUUUGUCAUGUUGGGCGACGUGCUGCUCGGCCACGGGGAUGUGGUGCAUGCUUGUCACAUAGUGAGUCACCAAACACCGCCACACAGCGUCGCCAAAGUGCCGUCAACGCAAUUAUCGGCUCAACGCCAACUUCUACACCACCUCCUCACUUUCCGUUGAUUAGCGCUGGAACGACGCUCAUGUCGCGAUGAUAAAUCUGGACGUGUGCGCCGAUCUUGGCGGACGCAAGGUUUUCUGGUGCCGCCAGCGUUGAUACAUGAGGCCCCUGAUCACUGAAACAAAUCAUCUGUUCAGCCGCCGCAGCAGCAGCUGCAGCAGGACGGGGAGAGGACACAGAGACAUGUCCAGGUCAAGCUGCGUGAGAAAUAAGAGGAAGAGGAAGAAAGAAAAGUAGGGAGACGAAUUCCAUAUCUUGUUAACUUCAUCAUGUGUGUCUAUUUACUAGAUAUUUAAUUUAAUUUAAUUUAAUUUAAUUUAAUUUAAUGCGGCUUCAGCUGUGUUGAUUUGGUCAGGUUAUGUGUCCAAACGUGCGCCAAACGCGCUCAUCAGAUCAGAUAUAGAUCAGAAUAUAUCUAUAUAGAUCUAAAUGUAUGUGCUGACUCAGAUUAUUAGUUGUUGAUGAUUAUUUAUUGCACAGAAAUGUGCCUGACACUGUGUGAGGCAUCAGUGACGUAUGCCGAUAUGCCGCCGGUCUACCAAAAUACCUCUAGACCAGCUGCGCUCCGCCUGCGCUGAAAGCUGACCAGGUUUGAAUCGGCGAGCUUUCAGCGCACUUUAUACGCCUCUGGCAAGCACGAAAAUGUCACUGCGGCAGCUGAUUCUGUCAACACCUCCCCCUGCCUCGCCACCACGCCCAGCUUGGCGGACCUCUGUGCGCCUCAGUCCACGAAAAUACCAAACUGGCUGUACGUGGGGCUCCGCCAGAUAAAGAAACCACUGCGUGGGGUCCGCCACCUUCAGCCACCUCACCGGCGGACACGAAAAUAGAGCCCCGAGAGUGAUAGUCCUGUGAGAUCAAACACAGAUGAAUAGUUGUUUUCUGUUUUUGUCACUUUGAUAUGGCUAACAUGGCAGCAUUUCACCUCCCACCCCUGUAAGUCAGUUAAAAAUUGUCAUUGUCUGAAUAAAUACAUAAAAAAAAAAAGUCUGUGUUGUUUGUGAGGCAGCUUGAAAUAAGCUAAAAGAGCCCAGUGGCAAAGAGAAGGUGGUGGAGUGGAGUUCAGUGAGGUGUUAUUUGUUACAGCCCCUUAUCCUCUUCCUCUGAACUCUGCUGUUAGCCCUCUCGCCAGCUUGUUGCUGGGUUCAUCCAUCACAGGGUCGGUAGUAUGAUAAAAAGGCUCAGCCCUAACCCACAGCAAGAGGCCAGCCGUGACGCCUCAGUUGACCUGUCAGACUGUAAGAGUUAUUAUACACCGUGGUGUUAAAGGUCAAAGGGAGCAGCAAGCUCAGAGGUUGUCAGUCCUUCACACACACACACACACACACACACACACACACACACACACACACACACACACACACACACCUUUACAAAGACACAAAGAAGAUAAAUGUAGGAAAUUAGCUGCAAUCCAUUAAUGAAUAUACAAAUCGUGUAGGACGUUUGACUCUGAGGGACAUGUUAGGUGUCAGAUGCAAGAGCAGAACAAAGCAUCUCCCAGGGUGAUAAAUUUUAAGAGAAUAACUUCCCACCGUGAAGUCCUCAAUCACACCAACCUCUGUUUGCAGUGGGAAGUGUGACCUUUACAUUCAUAGGCAUCAUGCAUAUACAUUAGGGAAAAGGGGCUGUAGAUCUGCAACACAAGGUCAAACUCUUUCCACACUUUAGUAGCUAGAGGCAUAACUUUUCAUGAAUUCUAUUCAUCACCGACUGUCAGCCGUAUCUGCACACUUCUUUCUCUGCAAAGAGCCGAGGAGCACUAAUAUCUAUAUGGUGAUCUUUGUGUGGGAAAGGUUUGGGAGCUACAUAGGCAGAAAAAUGUGUCUCCGCUAUCUCUACUUGUUCAUUAAGAUUUCUCCCCGAGGCAUGGUAUCAUGUCGAGAUGAGAUUAGGAACAACAGUGCACCACUGGGAGGGCAGCUCACUUUCAAUAAUGUGUUUGGAACAAAAAUAUAACAAAAGUUUGGACUUCAACACGGAGCAUUUUAUACAAGAGGAGCAGUUCAACGUGCUGUAUGAACAGGGAGGUAUUUCAUUUGAAUUGGACAAGAAUUCCAGGAAAGUUGACUGAUGAGACUUUGUAAAUCCAUGUGGAUGUCAGCCAAACUCAACCUUAACAGUAAUGCCUUGUGACUGUAACCUCACCAGGAUCCAUCUAUCAAUAAGUUUCCUUACGUGUUGAAAAAAACUGAUCAAGUGUAUUGAUACAACUGAAAGUAAACUUUAAAAAUACCUGUUACUUAAACUGAAAUCAGACUAAAUCAAACUUUUCAUAGUCCAAGAUACCAAUAUUCGAGGUGUCCUGAUACAUUCUUUUUGUCACUUCCAAUACGAUCGAAUAUUAGCACAAACUUGUGAAUGACAAGUUUUGCACUCAGCUGAUAUAAUCUGAUAUUAGUUUUAUUGCUGUUUUUAGACCGAUAUCUAAUAUCAAUAUGUGGGACAUCCUUAACCAAGAUAAUACAUUUGGAGAUCACUUUUCUUUUUCACGUAUAUGGCUAAACCAGACCACGGCAUGCUAACUUAAGAGUUUGCAUGUUGCACUUUAGCCCACUUGAAUAGCAUUAAAGACCCACUCAAAGACCAAAUGAAAAUGAUGUUUUUCUUGUUUUUUAUACGUUCAUAAGGCAUUUUUCUAAUGCUACGGGACAGAUCAUGAGAAAACUAAAUGCAAAAUUGCAUUUCUGAGUAUUUCCUCAUUCAAAUCGCUGUAAAUCUCUGGCAGACCCAAACAGCAGGUUCAGAAACAGUGAGAUUUCAUACGUAACCAAUCCAAGCUCCACCCCGGAGCCCCGCUAUGCAGGCCGCACUCUGCACAUAGAGGGGAAAUACAGAGGACGAUUGCGGAACAAGCAUGUGUGUUAGUGGAUUGCAAUGCUUGUAAGAAAGCUAAUUAUGAUAUUAGCUUUCAUCGUGUCCCGAGACACCAAAGACAUUAGUGUCCAAAAGCUGAAUAGCUCCUAUGUUGCCUGCCACUUCUACUACACCGGCAAUGUUAAGCUGUAAGCUAGCAUGAAGAGGAGUGUGCAGAGCAGCACUGUCUCCGCCCAUGACUCAGAGGCAAAUUGCUAAUGAGCUACUAUGUGAUUUUGGAUAAAAACUUCACAAUCACAAUUUAAGACCACUGAUAACUCUUUAAGUAGCAAAAAAAAAAAAGGAAAAAAAAAAAAGCGAUCAGGAGGGGACUUUAAUGUGUUACCAGGUAGCCAGGUAAGAAAACUAACCUCAACAGACAGAGAAAAGUGGCGACAGGAGAUAAAGGUUCAGAGCUGUUAAAGUGACAGUAAAAGUUAAAAUGUUUAAUCAAGUGUGAUGGUAUGUUGAAGGUCAACUCUGAGGUGACCCAGUAGAAACAAAGUGAUAGAGGACAUGUUGCUACCUCCUGUAGUGGAGGUGGAUUUGUUUCAUUUCUUGCCCAGUGCUUAUGAAGAUGGGCGAAAAAUCCAUUGAAAUCACCUAAUUGAACUGUUACUAUAACUGUGCAUGCACAGUAGCAGAUGUCUGUCCAUUCAGCCAUACACACUUAAGUAGAAAACAAUUGUACAAAAUGCUUCGAUUAGAAGAUAAAGAAGAAAGAGUAGUUAAAAAUAAGUAUUGAUAGAUGCUUUUUCAUACUUGUUUUGCAUCAGCAUGGAGCUUUUUGUCCCCCAAGGCCACUGUU